Molecule: messenger RNA, 2045 nt
Organism: Diaporthe batatas
Lineage: Eukaryota; Fungi; Ascomycota; Sordariomycetes; Diaporthales; Diaporthaceae
Exons: 2
Coding region: 960-1721 (253 amino acids)
Molecular function (GO): 2 iron, 2 sulfur cluster binding
Source: RefSeq, a predicted model, not a curated record
GCCGGCUGCUCGAGCCUUCAUUGGCCUGUGCCCAUUCUUUUUCCUCGACACAGCCACCACAACCCGUCGGUCUCGCAGGCUCGGCGCAGAAGCGAGUGCAUUGCGGGCCCCUCUUGUACUUGGCGAAGAUCCUUUUUGGAGCAUCAUGAUUUUGCCCCGGUGCAGCAGAGAGACACUCAACCGCAAGGGGCACGAAGUCGCAAAAAAACAGUUGCUGUCCCAUCCAGCUUGCCAGCCUUCCUGCCGUCCUGCCCCUGAUCCAAGUCGACUCAUGCCACCACACAUGACAAGAUUGCAGUACGACCGUCCUGUCCCCAGGGUCUGAUGCAGAUCGGUCCAUCGUGCAUAUCACCCCUGCCCUUCUAGAACGGCUCAAGAACCAGCAGCUCGCAAGAGACAGCAGCGGGAGUUCCCGCCCCAGCGCAUAGCAAGCAACCUCGCCCUCGCCCUCGCCCUCAUCCAUCCGGGGUCCAGAGGAUGGUGUAUUGUGCACUCGAAAUGCUGCCGCAAGAAAAUUGCUUCACUACAACGAUUCCCAUUCCUGGGCAUGUAGGCGGUAGACCACUCAUCCAUAACAUAUGUACCCCCAGACUGGAUGCUACCCAAGCACUCGGCGCCGUAACAAUUUAGUCUACAACAGCAAUAAGGCCAUGACGCAAGAACCAUGUGGCCAAUCAGAGCUUAUCAGUCUCUCUUGACCCAAGAUGGCGGGGCAAACACUGCAGCGGCAUCUCGACCUGAAUCGGAGCUGCUUCGUUCGACAACCGCCAGUGACUAACUCUACUGACGCAGCAGCCCAACUCGACGAAAGCGUAAUAUCUCGUGUUCCUCCAGGAACCUUCCUCUUCCCUUCGCACUAGUCGCACCCUACCUACGAGCUCUUCUCAAUCUGCCAACCAGCCAAACCCAGACUUUCCACUCCGGGUUCGCUCGCCCAAGCCCACGACCAGACCGCCAACAUGGCCACGAUCAAGGAGAUCACCAGCUACUCCGAGUGGGACGCCCACCUGGCGUCCCUGCCACCGACCACACUGCUCAUCGUUUCCUUCCACGCCCCGUGGGCCGCGCCAUGCGCCCAGAUGGCCACCGUCCUCAGCACCCUCGCCUCCGAAUACCCCGCCGACGGCUCGACCUCGUGGGUCUCCCUGAACGCAGAGGAGCUCUCCGACAUCAGCGAGAAGUACGACGUCACCGCUGUCCCCUUCCUCGUCCUCUCCAAGGAUGCAAAGGUCCUCGAGACCGUCAGCGGCAGCAGCGCCGUCAAGGUGCGCAACGCCAUCGAGGCGCACGCCGGCAAGCCCGGCGCCGCGGCCACCGGCACCAACGGGGCUUCGGCCGGCGCCACGGCCACGGCCACGGUUGACGAGCCUGCGGAGACGGACCCGGCGAAGGCGAAGGAGGAGCUCAACAAGCGGCUAGAGGAGCUGGUCAAGGCGGCGUCCGUCAUGCUGUUCAUGAAGGGCACCCCCAGCGGGCCGCAGUGCGGCUUCUCCAGGCAGAUGGUGGCGCUGCUGCGGGAGAACUCGGUCAAGUACGGCUUCUUUAACAUCCUGGCCGAUGACGAGGUACGGCAGGGCUUGAAGGAGUUCGCAGACUGGCCCACGUACCCGCAACUAUGGAUCGAUGGGGAGCUGGUGGGCGGUUUGGAUAUCGUCAAGGAGGAGAUCGAGAACAACCCAGACUACCUCAAGCCAUACAGUGUCAAGGCCAACGGCGAGUGAGCGGCGGACGGCGACGUGAAUCUACACCACAUGCCAAGAACAUCACAUGAGGCACAUGCAUGCCGCGAGACAGAUCGGAUGUCCGCCGAGGCUCACACCCAAUCCACGUUGCGUGAUAUGAGACCGAAAUGCAGCUACCAUACCUCACCACAUAUGGGCAUUGGGUGUGGACGCUCGGUCUAAGCUGGCAAGGGCCAAGUCAGUCUUACUCCUACUACUGCACUCAAACCUAGCCGAAGAUCCGGCGACGAGGCAAGUGAGACAAAUAGGAUCGGAAGAGAAAACACCAUAGGAGACCCAUAAUACAACCAAGUUCAAGGAUGA